AUGGCCUCCUUCUUCAACCUCUUCAAGAAGCGGAAAGCACCGCUCGCUUGCGUAAUGUCCAUCGACCAAGGCCACACUCAUACACAGGCCUGCUACGUGGACAUCAUGCCUCUUUCGGUCGUGGAGCUCUUUCAGUCUCAAGGGUGUGCAUCUUGCCCACCAGCCAUUCCGCUUAUUCAAGACGCCACCAACAACCCGAACCUCCUGCUUCUCACAUACGACGUGACGUAUUGGAACCCGUCAAGCAAGUGGGAGGACACCUUCGGCUCGACACAGUGGGACGCGCGACAACGUCAGUACUUGACUAGAUGGGGAAGAAGCAGCCUCUUCACGCCACAGAUCGUCGUCGACGGCGUUUCUGACGGAAUCGGUGCAACAAAGGACAACGUCAACCAGGUCGUCAUGAAAGCCAUGGAACUGCGAAAUGGCAUGGCUUGGGCUCUUGGUAUUGACAGGGUUGGAAACGACCUGAGGCUCGCGUCAGAGGUAUCGGAGGCGGAUAUGGUGUACGAUGUGUUGAUAGUCGUGUACGAUCCCGUGGAGCAGAUUGUCAAGCCUCGCUCUGGCCCGAACAAGUCCAAGAAGAUCCCUCAUCGCAACAUCGUCAGGGAACUGAUGAAGAUAGGAGAGUGGAAUGGCGGCAUUGCAAGAGUUGCAUUGCCCAACUGGAAGAAGGACGGAUAUGAAAGGGUUGCCCUGGUGCAGGCAGGCCUGGGAGGUCCGAUCAUUGCUGCAUUGAAACUGUAG
Fonsecaea nubica is the source of this 747-nucleotide messenger RNA. RefSeq lists its product as hypothetical. The transcript has a single exon. The coding region runs from base 1 to 747 and encodes 248 amino acids. NCBI's taxonomy places the organism in Eukaryota, Fungi, Ascomycota, Eurotiomycetes, Chaetothyriales, Herpotrichiellaceae. The record is from RefSeq and is a predicted model, not a curated record.